Messenger RNA from Acipenser ruthenus (sterlet), 6053 nucleotides. RefSeq names its product endoplasmic reticulum mannosyl-oligosaccharide 1,2-alpha-mannosidase-like. The transcript has 16 exons. Gene Ontology annotation, cellular component: endoplasmic reticulum; membrane. The coding region runs from base 439 to 2406 and encodes 655 amino acids. Gene Ontology annotation, molecular function: mannosyl-oligosaccharide 1,2-alpha-mannosidase activity; calcium ion binding. The record is from RefSeq and is a predicted model, not a curated record. Gene Ontology annotation, biological process: carbohydrate metabolic process; N-glycan processing. NCBI's taxonomy places the organism in Eukaryota, Metazoa, Chordata, Actinopteri, Acipenseriformes, Acipenseridae.
UGCUACUCCGCCUCCUUGGCCGAGGCAUUGCCAGGGUUAAUUUCGAGGGCGAGUGAUGAUGCGAUGAUGUCAUCAUUCAUGACGCGAGGGCGCUGGGAAUCAACAACAGAACGGAAAACAGAGAAAGCGCAGCCGGGAGGGUAUACCAGCAAUCAUAUUAAUAUUAUAACUACGGGGACCGCACAAAAAAGCAAUUGUGAACUGCACCAGGCGGUAGUGCUGUCGCUGAGAAGCAAUCACAUGUGAUCGGAAAAUACUAAUUGCCAGUUUACACCUUCGCAUGAUGAGACAGCAUCGUCCGCGCAGAGUAGGCCCUGUUUGAUGCCCCGGCCUGUGGUGAGGUUGUGAGCCGGAUAGGCUGGGAGCGUCUUCUGUACAGACAAGGAAAUCCGUCCCUUGAAAGGACUGCGUCUAUGACCUUCCUGUUUGACAGAAGAGAUGUACCCUCCAACGAGAAAGGAUUUCAUAUCUUUAACCCUCACUGAGCAGGGCAGCAGGAGCUACAACAACAGCAAGAACUGGCGCAGGAAGUCUUGCUGGAGGAAAUGGAAGCAGCUUUCCAGGUUGCAGAGAAGCCUGAUUCUCUUCCUGCUUGCCUUCCUGUUGGUUUGUGCGUUAGCGACCUACCCGAACCUGGCAGAACACUGGAGAGCUCUUACAGAGAGAUCGGUGCAAGAGGAAUGGAGUGCCGUGGACAUUCCAGAGCUGAAACCUGUGAACCCAGCUGUGAUCCCAGAACAAGAGAGGAAGAUUGGACUGGUCUUCCCAGAGCCCCCUCCACAGAAACCUAAAAAAGUCCCCUCGAACAAGCGGGGACCGCCGGUAUUACAGCAUCGGCUCAUGAAGAGAGAGAACGCAUCGGAAACGCAAGUGAAAGAGAGAGAGAAAGAGGGACAGGCAGCGAAUGGGGAGGACGAGGGAGAGAAAUCCCUUGUCAGCUGGCGCGGGGCGAUGAUUGAACCCGAGCGCGGGACCGAGCCAGAGCCUUCUGCCAAGGAGGAGGGAGCGCCGGAUCCUGCAGCACAGGAAGGACCAGCUGCUGCUGCACACGAGCGCCAGAAGGCAGUGGUAGAAGCGUUCCAGCAUGCCUGGAAAGGCUACAAGGAAUUCGCCUGGGGUCAGGAUGAGUUGAAGCCCAUCUCGAAGUCCUACGGCACGUGGUUCGGGCUGGGGCUGACUCUCGUGGAUGCACUGGACACCAUGUGGAUUAUAGGACUGAAAGAAGAAUUUGAAGAAGCUAAAAGAUGGGUGGCCACUGAUCUGCAGUUUACCAAGAACGUGGACGUGAACCUGUUUGAGAGCACCAUCCGAAUACUGGGGGGACUGCUGAGCACCUAUCACCUGACCGGAGAGGACAUCUUCCUGGAGAAAGCAAAAGAUAUAGGAACCAGACUGAUGCCUGCCUUCAACACCCCGUCCAAGAUCCCAUACUCCGACGUGAAUCUUGGCCGUGGCACGGCGCACCCGCCUCGCUGGACCUCCGACAGCACGGUCGCCGAGGUGACGAGCAUCCAGCUGGAGUUCCGGGACCUGAGCCAGACCACCGGGGACAGCCAGUACCAGAAAGUUGUGGACGGUGUGAUGAAGCACGUGCACGGGCUGGCUGGGAAGCAUGACGGCCUGGUGCCCAUGUUCAUCAACACCAACAACGGGCAGUUCAGCCACCUGGGCGUGUUCACGCUGGGAGCGCGGGCGGACAGCUACUACGAGUACCUGCUCAAGCAGUGGAUCCAGGGGGGCAAGAAGGAGACCGAAUUGCUAGAAGACUAUGUGCAGGCGAUUGAGGGAGUCAAAAAGCACUUGCUGCGCAAAUCUCAGCCCAGUCAACUGACUUUUGUGGGAGAACUAGCGCACAACAACUUCAGCCCAAAGAUGGACCACCUGGUGUGUUUCUUGCCCGGGACCCUGGCUCUAGGGGCCCACCACGGUGUCUCCUCUGAGCACAUGGAACUGGCCAAAGAACUGAUGGAGACGUGCUACCAGAUGUACGCUCAAAUCGAGACGGGCCUGAGCCCUGAGAUCGUGCACUUCAACCUCAUCCCACGGCAUGGGCGGGACGUGGAGGUCAAGCCCGCUGACAGACACAACCUGCUGAGGCCGGAGACGGUGGAAAGCCUGUUCUACCUGUAUAGGUUUACAAGGGACAAGAAGUACCAGGACUGGGGCUGGGAGAUCUUGCAGAACUUCAACAAGUACACCAGGGUGUCCACGGGAGGAUACACGUCCAUCAGUAACGUCCGCAACCCGGACAACCCUGACCCCAGGGACAAGAUGGAGAGCUUUUUCCUGGGGGAGACUCUCAAGUAUUUCUACCUGCUCUUCUCAGAAGACUUUGACUUGAUAAACCUGGACAAGUUUGUCUUUAACACCGAAGCACACCCCUUGCCUAUCUGGACAUCUUCGUAAAGGUACGAACCUGCGGAAGGAAACUCGUGACUACAGUCAUCAGGGUUAUCUCAACUCUCAAGGGGGCUAGAAAAAAAUAAAUACCCCCAAGACCAAGGACUGAUGUUUUUCCAUUCAGAGCGAGUUUGUGGAGCAGUCUAAUAAUCACGUUUUACGAGCCCUCUGAACUUCUGAGUUCUUCUACCCUCGAUAGACUUUAACAGAGUAUCCAUCCAGAUUUGAUAUCUGUGGCUCUCAAACAAAAAUGUGAUGACGUGACAGUGUGAGGACAAUGGGGGGGGGGGGGUGUUCUUAAAUAAUUUAUUUUUAAUAAUAAUCUUUAUCUCCAGAAGCUUAGUAUGAAGAAGAUUCUGCAAAUGAACUGGUGCAAACCACAAUACUACUCUACAUGAAGUGACUGAGAAAAUGACCGGCUUUGACAAGAGUGUAUAUUGCAAGAUAAUGGUUUGAAGUUCCAUUUACUGGAUUGGUCCUGAGAAUGAAAAAAAAAAAAAAAAAAAACAUUUAACAGAGUGAAACAUGUAAUUAAAAUAGCGUACUUGCAGAAAUGAAUAAAGGAAGUACAGAGAAUAAGCCUGGUUUUUAUACCACUCUUUUAUACCACUGUUUCUAAUCAAGCCCAAACUUUGAACAGAAAACCUUUCUAAACUGAUCUACUCACUUUCUUGCAAGGAUGCAAGUUCGUUUCAUUCACGGGCCUUGGUGGUACUGUGACUAAAAAGAGCAUGUCUGUCCUGUUUUAAGAUUGCUGGACCUAUUUUCCUAAGUGUUUGGUGUGAAGAACAGUCAUUGUUGGAUUCUGGUCUGAAAAGGACCUUUGUCUGAACCUGUUCAAGAAUCACACACUGGCAUUUAUUCAUUUUGCUGUUGCUUUUCGAAUCCGCUACGGGCUGUAAUUUAUCGUCACGUGAGCUGGAACAGUUUCUGUACAGUACCUGGUACAGGUGACAUUUUAAGGUGCUCUGUAGUAGGAAAUUUCAUGAAGGAGGCAGAAUCAGUUUUUCUACAGGUAAUUUGCACACUGUGAAAAUGCUGUGGUAUCAUUUACAGUAUGUGACCAAAACUCCUGCCAUUUAUUUAGAGAAGGGGCUGCUAUCUAUUGUAUUUCUGUCCAACACACAUUUUGUACAAUACAGUAAACUGCAUUUAUUUUAUGUUUUUCUUCUACCUUCAUUUCCUAGCACGUGGAUCAGUGUGUGCUGAUUGCAAUUAGGACACAGUAACUUGCUUAUGCUCAUUUUAACCAUAUUGAAUUUGUUAAUGAGCUCUUUUUGUCGCUUGUUUGGAAUUUGCAGUCCUGUAAACAAGAUAUUGUAAAUGUAAUAUAAUUGCAUUGAUGACUACAGUAUGCCUUUUGUGAUGGGACACCUUGCCAUAUUAAUUCCAUUUAUUGCAGUUGUACCCAGUGGGGACUCUCUCUGUAUGCAGGUUUAAACAAAACCCUGUGGGCAGCACUACAUCCUGGGUCACUGCUGUAGGGCCCUAUUUAUAAAGUGAAGGACUGUUCUGUUCUGUUUGUCUGUAAAAACAGUCCUUGAAGUUUUAUGAACACAGCCCAUUGUAUUGAUUUAUUUUUUAGAUCAGCUUUUAUAUUGUAAUUUCUAUCUUCUGUACACUUGGUGAGGUUCAGUCCAAGUACUUCUGUUCAUGCACGUGCCAUAUUCUCUAUGGCAGAUAAACUGUGUGCUCUGACCCCAUGUCGUUUUGCACAUGUGGAGGUAUUUCAGUUUUUUUUUUAUAUGUUAUACAGUUCGUUCCUGCCUCGGACUUUAUGCUACAAUCCAUUCCAAUUAGAAACAUAUUAUAGAGAUGAGGUUUUCAGUGCAGUCCAUGCUGCAGGCACAUCGUCUUACUGUACUACAGAGAGACAUUUUCCUGAGUACAGUGAAAAGAUUACAGUAUGGGAUAAGUUGAAAUGGCUUGCUUAAUGGAAAGCUGUCAAACCAAGUGGCGUCUACCUACAGUACUAUAAAUUGCCCUGAACACUAAAGCCAUUCAAUUUGAAGCUUUACAGGAGAAUGCUGCAGUGUUAUGGUCACUGCGUGGACUGCUUUUGUGAAAAGUAUUUCAGUUUAAACAAAGCUGUGUAGAGAACCCAAAAUGCCUCAGCAAUAUGCUUUUAUCUAUUUAAAAUAUAUAUUAAUUUAAAAAUCAUGUUUUUGUUUAUUUUAGAGAUUCUUGUACAGUAUAUUAAAUGUACUAUACGAACAGCGAUUGAUCCUGCUGGUUUAGUUUAGUCAGCUUUGCAUUAAAAAAGACCAAGAAAUUUCUAAGCGUGUUGCAAAAAAUGAAAGUAGUGUGCUGCAAGAAGUGACACAGGAAAGCACUAAUUAAGGGGAAGAAAUUAGGAGCAGAAGAUUUUUUAUUGUUCGGUUUAUAUAAACUGGGAUGAAAAUUGUACUCCUGGCUAACAGUUUGAGCUAUUCUGUCUUUUACUGUGAGCACUGUCUGCUGUUUCAAUCUCUAGGGGAACAUGUGUGCUAUCUAAAACCUGGAUAGGCACAGUCUGCUCCAGUAGGCAAUGGGAGACUUUGAUUUUUACCAAUACAGUUAAGUACCAUAAUCUGAGCUUUUUAACAUGCCUUCUGAAGACAUGUUCAGCAACUUAUUGUAAAAUAGGGUCCUUUGCUACUUUGCUAUGACUUACAUUUUCAAUUGACUGUUUAUUUAGUCUCCUUGGACACAAUUCUGCUUAGAUUGUAAUGUCUAGGAUGCCACUUUCUUGUCAAUGUAAAAAUGAAACCUGAUAGACCCUAAAUGUCUUAAACUGUACUCUUACAGUUGCACCCAGGAGCUGUACGAUCGUGUUCUCAAAUGUAACUUCAUGCAAUCACACCAUUUUUUAUGAAUAACAUUUGGUUACGCUACUUAAAAAGAGAAUGCAAGUGGUAUUAUUUUAAUGGUUUUAUGUUUUAUGACAUUGGUGUUUCUUUAAAGGGUUUUUAACCAUUUCUUUUAGCUAUUCAAUCUCAAUACACGGUAAGUUUUAAUUGUACGACUAUUACAGAAUACGUGGUAAUUUAUAUUCCUAAUCACUUCUCAGAAACUAAACUCAUUAAAGUGUGUAUCAGGUGCAACAUAAAUAAAGCACUUGUCUCUCUUGCUUUUGAAUAAUAAACCGAUAAAAUGUAAGCAAUACAAUGUCUUUAUUCUCCUACUGGUUUCUGUACAGAGAUCGUUAUCCAGGGCUCUUCCAGUCCAGGUUAUUCCAUCACACAGUUUUGUUUCAACCAGGUCCUGCCUUCUUUAACUUACCCUGCCGCAGGGUAAUUCAGUAAUUAAGAACCUGGUUGAUACAAAGCCCUGCAAUGGAAUGGACUGGAAUUGCCAUGGCUUGCUGCACCUGACCUGUAGCAUUUUCUAAUACAAAUCUUAACUGUACAUACAUUUCUUGGCAUAUCAACGUUCACACAAUUAAGUGGUGGUUUUAGUUUCUAAAUUCAAAUGUAAGAAUUUUUAUAAUUGUAUUUAAAAAAAAAAAAAAAAAAAAAGAAAAACCCCUUAAUGCUAGAGUGAUGCUCAAUGUUUUUGUUCUUUCUUAACUGCUGUUUGAACGAGAAAGAAUACAGGCUUUGUAAUGAUAUCUGUAUAUAAUGACGGUUUUUGUGGUGUAAUUAUGGGCUGUAUUAAUUAAAAAUUUUAAAACA